Encephalitozoon romaleae SJ-2008 is the source of this 3255-nucleotide messenger RNA. RefSeq names its product myosin heavy chain. Gene Ontology annotation, molecular function: actin filament binding; ATP binding; microfilament motor activity. The record is from RefSeq and is a predicted model, not a curated record. Bases 1 to 3255 code for a protein of 1084 amino acids. Gene Ontology annotation, cellular component: myosin complex; vesicle; cytoplasm. The transcript has a single exon. Gene Ontology annotation, biological process: vesicle transport along actin filament; actin filament organization. Lineage: Eukaryota; Fungi; Microsporidia; Unikaryonidae.
AUGGAAAAUGAUGAUCUAUGCGAAUUGAAUGACCUGAAUGAAGAUGCUAUCCUUAACAUACUUGAGAAGAGGUAUGCUUCUGGGAGGAUUUAUACCAAAUCUGGAUUGGUGUUUCUGGCUCUUAAUCCGUAUGAGAGCAUAAAUCCUUAUGACAGAAAGUCUCUACAGCCAUUCUCUGAUUCUACUGGCAGCACGCACGUCCAUGAUGUGGCGGAGGCAUCUUACCAGGAUUUACUUGUGCAUGGGAAUCAGACCAUUGUAAUUAGUGGAGAGUCGGGAUCCGGAAAAACAGAAAAUACAAAGCUUGUUAUAAAGUAUUUAGUAGAAAGAACUGCAAGCAACACAUCCAUUGAGAGAAAAAUAACGGCAGCUAAUGCUAUUUUAGAAGCAUUUGGAAAUGCUCGGACCAUUCUUAAUGAUAAUAGUUCGAGGUUUGGAAAAAGAAUCAAGCUGAUAUUCGACGGAAAAAUAACUGGAGCCAGAUUUGAAACGUAUCUUCUUGAAAAGAGCAGGGUGACACACCAUGAAACUGGAGAGAGGAAUUUUCACAUAUUCUAUCAAUUUUGCGCUUCUAAGGACUUCAGAAUAAAGAAUGAUUUUAUUGAUACUUCAAGCCACCUGGGAAAUAAAGAAAGCAUUGUACAGCUGUCGGAAAAUUAUGUGGCAACAUGUUCUGCAAUGAAAAGUGUAGGAAUAACUCGUAUAAAGGAGAUCGAGGAUUGCCUCUUAGGAAUUCUAUAUUUAGGAUCUAUUCAAUUCAGCGACGAUGGGAUUUUGAAAGUUAUUAGAAAUGAAUGCUUCACCGAAUUUUGUAAACUUCAUCACAUUCAAGAAGAAGUGUUUGAGGAAUCUUUAGUCAAAUUUUCCAUUCAGGUCAAGGGAGAAACGAUUGAAGUCUUCAAUACUUUGAAGCAAGCAGUCACAAUAAGAAACUCGAUGGCUAGGCUGUUAUAUUCGAAUAUAUUCAACUAUAUCACAGCAUCUAUAAACAAUUGCCUAAGUGGAAGUGGAGAGCUUUCUAUUUCUGUUCUCGAUAUAUUUGGAUUUGAGAUUUUUGAAAGCAACGGACUUGAUCAACUUUGCAUAAAUUGGACAAACGAGAAGAUCCAGAAUGACUUUAUCAGAAAGGUUUUCAGAGAAAAACAGGAAAUGUACAAAGAGGAAGGCAUCGAGUGGAAAGAUGUUGAGUUCUUUGAUAACAACCAAUGUAUUAUUGAUUUCGAAAAGCCUUGUGGGCUUAUGGACCUGAUAAGUGAGGAGAGCUUUAAUGCAUGGGGAAAUACCAAGAAUCUAAACAUGAAGAUAAAAAGCUAUCUAAAUGGAAAUAUCAAAACUAAAUUUGAUGAUAAGAUAAUUGUAUCUCAUUAUGCAGGAGAUGUGGAAUACGAUCUUAGAUUGUUCUUAGACAAGAAUAGAGAAAAGGGAAGCCUAAAGAUAUUCAAGAACGAUCUUAUUGUUGAUGAGCAAAGCAAAGAGGACUUGGUAAAGUACUUUAAAGAUUCGAUGAAUAAGCUACUUCACUCCAUAAAUGAAACUCAGGCAAAAUAUAUCAAAUGUAUAAGGCCAAAUGCUUAUAAGAAGCCGAAAGCAUUCGACAGAUCGCUAGUAUCAAAGCAGCUUGCAGAGUGUGGGAUUUUGGAAACUAUAAGAGUAAGUAAGCAAUGCUUCCCACAGGAAAUAAGGAAAGAUAAGUUUGAAAACCGCUAUAGAAUUUUAGGAUCUACAUUAUUUGAGAUGGUUGACGUAAAAAAAGGGAAAACCAGAUACUUCAUGAGUAAUGAAACUCUGAAGAUCCUAGAAAUACGUAGAUUUUUAUUUCAUGACGAGUGCUUCAGAAAUAUCAGGAGUGCCUUGAGAAGUUACUUGAGCAGAAGAAGUGUUGAUAAAAAGCAAGGCAUUACAUUUGUGAGCAAGUCAGUGGACGGAAGUGUUCCACCUAUAGAGCACGAUUCCAUGGAACUUCUAGUAGAGGGAGAUGGAGAUACUGAGGAGCUACAAGAUUCAAAGGAAGGCGCUGAAGAGCAACGGAGCUACAAGGAGAUCAUACGGGAUCUAGAACUAAAGAUCGAGCAAUACAAAAGAUUCUGUGAGGCCCCUUGUAGGAACUGUAAAUCCCUUGAACUGAAAUAUAGAUUUCAGAGUGAGGCUUUAAAGAAAAAAAAUAUGGUUGAGUUAGAACUUGAGAAAUAUAAGGCAAAAGUUGAGGAUCUUGAAAGGCUGCUUUCAGAAAGAGAGGAGGAUGAUGAUUCACAAAUGAGUGUAUCAUUUACUAAUUCCUAUAAUGUGUUCAGUUGCCUCGUACAAUUAUAUUUGGAAUUUGUCCCUACAUUUUCCAAUGAAGAAGUACCCAAGCCUGAAGCUUUAAGCCUCGCACAUUCUGCACUUUAUGCUGUGAAUAAGCUUGGGAAGGAUGUAGUAGAAAGCUCUGUGUGUAUUAUGAACGAAAUUAGCCUCAAGUUGCACAUGUUCGAAAGGAACAUACAUAAAGUUUCCUUCAUCCUAUCUAACCUCAUUGAAUACGAAAGUAUCCUUCGUGGGCAUGGAAUUAAUAAUGUAAGCGAGAUCAAAAAUCUCAUAUCCAUUUUAUUCAAGCAUCUUUGCGAGCUUCAAAGAAGCUCUCUUCUUGAGGUUCUACCGCACGCUGUCUUAGAACAUCAGCAACUAUCAAAAUUCAAAUGCAAAGAAGGAUACUUCAAGAAAAUAUUCAAACCUCCUCAUAUUUCUAAGCUUAUACGUCUUUUGGAGUAUUUUUAUCACCAGAUGUCCUAUUAUUAUAUUCCAGACAUAUAUAUCAUGGAAUCUGUCAAUUAUCUCUUGAAAACCAUCAAUGUUUCUGUCUUCAAUGAAAUUUUGGUAAAAAAAAAUUUCCUUUCCUUCAACCGAGGAGUUCAGAUAAACUACAAUGUAAAUGAGAUAGAUAAGUUCUGUAGAAGUAUAAACUACUUAGAGGGGAUGUUUAAUCUAUCCCAUACUACAUCAAUAAUAAGGCUCAUCAAUCUUGUUGAAUCUCGAGCAACAGCAGACUUGAUUUUGGACGAAUGCUCUAUUUUGAAUUGUGUUCAGAUAAAUGAAAUUGUAUCGAAGCUCGAUGCCGAAGCUUCAUACUUUUUUGGUAAUGAUAAUAGAAAUGAGAAGUUUAUUUCAGAUCCAACUGUAACCUUACCUUCAUAUACAGGUGUAUCUUCACAUUCUUUUAUAUGUCCCAGGUACUUGCCUUCAGAAAGCCUCCUAUCCAUUCUGAAGUCAAUAAGAUGA